CUAUUGUUAUUCAUUCAACAUCGAAAAAAAUGUGGUGACUAAGUUCUCUUUAAUUAAUUGCAUUUAUAUCAUCUAAAAGACAAAUUGAUAAUAUAAAAAUUCUUUUGUGUAGUCAGAGCAGUAGUCAUUUUCGGUUAUGAACACAUAACGCAACAACAUUAUCAAUAUUUGUAUUUCAGUUAUGAUGAAAGAAGAAAGACAUCAUAACAACAUAUUCAGGAAAUAUGGAGUUUUCAUAGGCAAUCUCGAAAUUCUAUUGGAUUAUGAAGGAAUUAUAUAAAAUAAAUAAUCACAAAGAUAUAAUAGACAUAACAUGAGCUUUUUUCUGUGUGGAAAAUGUAGGUCUACAGAGGAAAAGAUUGUUGAAUUAGACUACUCAAGGUGUGGUCUUUCUGAUGUGCCAUUUGAUGUAUAUUCCAGUUCCCGUACCUUAGAGGUACUACAUCUAGAAGGGAACAAACUCAGGGACCUCUCCCCCCAGUUAUUUCAAUGUAUAGAUCUUAAGUAUUUAAAUGUUAGUGACAACGAAAUUAAUUCCUUACCACCCUUGAUAUCAAAAUUGACCAGUUUACAAGUGUUAGUAUUAAGUAAAAAUGCAUUGGUGCUAGACAGUUUAUCACCAAAUUUGGAUAAACUGAGCAAAUUAACUACGCUUGAUCUUAGUAUGAAUGAUUUAGGCAAAGUGCCAGAAACUGUGAUGAACCUUAUAAAUUUACAACAGUUAUGUUUGAAUGAUACUGGAAUAGAUUAUAUACCAGCUAAUAUAGGCCGUUUGUCCAAUUUAAGAAUUUUAGAGUUACGAGAUAAUUAUGUUGAAGAGUUGCCAAAAUCUAUAAGAAGACUGACUAAUUUGCAAAGACUGGAUGUGAGCGAUAAUAAUUUAAAUGUUUUUGAGGAAAUAGGAGAAACUCAUGGCAAUAUUACAGAGUUAUGGUUAAAUGGGAAUAAUUUAGAAAAACUACCUAUCACAGUUAGUCACUUGAAAAAACUAAAUGAUUUUGAUGCUUCUUACAAUUGCUUAAAAACAGUACCCAAGGAGCUCGGACAGUGUAUGAAACUUACCAAUCUAAUUCUAAGUUUCAACAACAUUGAAUCUUUACCAAAAUCAAUUGGUAAUUUGAGAAACUUACAAGUAUUAAAACUAGAAGCUAAUUGUCUAGAAGAACUACCAGAUUCUUUAAGUAAACUACUUAAUUUAGAAGAACUCAAUGUACAAAAUAACGCAUUAAUGAACAUCCCAUCUGGUAUUGGGCAUUUGCGUAAAUUGGGAACACUUAUAUUAUCAAACAACAAACUCUCAUAUCUACCAUCAGAAGUUGGUAGUUGCUUGAAUUUAUCUAUUUUAAAUGUUCAUCAUAAUCUUCUUUCGAAACUUCCGGAUGAAAUUGGUCAUUUGCACAAAUUAACAACCCUAGGACUCAUUGGUAACAGAUUGAGUUAUUUACCAAUUACAAUUUCAAAAUUAUCCAACUUACGAGCCCUAUGGCUCACUCCAAAUCAAACUCAACCUCUCAUUCACCUUCAAAAUGAUCAUUUGGAAACAGGGCAGGUUGUUCUCACCUCAAUUCUUUUUCCUCAAGUACCUUAUUCAUCUAAUGAAGAAGAAGAAAUAUCGGUACCACAGGUUCCAGUUGUUAUUACUCCACAACCAGGCAAAAUCAGUUUUAGUGCUGAUAUUGGACCUACAGAAGCAAGAUUAAGCAGAACUCCAACUCCAUAUCGUAAAGAAUUAAGAAGAUUGAGGCACAAUUUGAGUGGACCUGGUGUUACCCAAAUAAGGGAGGCUAAAGUUACAAAUAUUGCUUCCGAUUUUGUUCCGCAAGAGCAGUAUGUCCAUACCCAUCAUCAUAAUAAUGUUAAAGAAAGUACGCAAUUUGUUACUCCAAAACAACCACCUCCUUACUACGUGGCAGCAGCUUACUCUAAAAAUGCCCAUUUAUUCAAUGAUGUAAUUCCUGUCCUCAAAGACGGAAAACCACCUCCAAGUCCCUUGGAAAAGCCGAAAAAGUUCAGUCAACAACCUGCCAAUGUGAAUUUAUUGAAGCCACAACCUAGAACUGGGCCUUCUUGGCCCUUUGGAACUCACAAAAUUCGUUUUGUAACUGAAGUGGAACUGGAUGACAAUUUUCGAGAUGAUUUUCGGAUCCUUUCCAAAGAAGACGGAGUAUAUGUAGAUUUUGUUAAGUUGAAUGGAAGUGCCUUUAACAAAUUACAAGUCGGAGACAAGAUUUUAGGCUUUGACGACAUUGAUAUUUCAGUAUUAGAUCCAGAUUCCGCAUAUCAGCAAGCUUUAAAAGUAAUUAAUAACGCUAGAAUAGUGACUGUGUCCAGGCAAUUACAAAAUAAUGACAAUUAAGAAUUAUUUAGGCCUUUUUAUACAUAUUUAUAUUUGAGAUUUGUAUCAUUGUUUAAUAAAGCAUUUAUUACUA
Harmonia axyridis is the source of this 2429-nucleotide messenger RNA. RefSeq names its product erbin-like. The record is from RefSeq and is a predicted model, not a curated record. Lineage: Eukaryota; Metazoa; Arthropoda; Insecta; Coleoptera; Coccinellidae. The coding region runs from base 314 to 2356 and encodes 680 amino acids. The transcript is spliced from 3 exons. Gene Ontology annotation, molecular function: protein binding. Gene Ontology annotation, biological process: neurotransmitter receptor transport, endosome to postsynaptic membrane; neurotransmitter receptor transport postsynaptic membrane to endosome. Gene Ontology annotation, cellular component: postsynaptic membrane; postsynaptic density; adherens junction.